CCUCGCUUCGUCGUGCCUCGAUUCAUCCAACCUUGACGCAAUGCCAUCUUUUUGGAUCAAUCAGUAACCCCUCGCUAAGUCCUGGACUCCAAUACUCGCCCACGGUAAUAUCUUCCGGCCUCCAGUCUCUGGAUGAGUUGUUCAAUUUAUUGUUGGUUACGGUUCCAACUUCCCAGCCAGAGGAUUCCACCUCGUCUGACCUUGUCCCUUGCUGGCUUCUUUUGGGUACGCGUUCCCGUGCUGAGAGUGCCGCAUUGUGGCUAUCAGAGAAAAGCACUCAAGAUUAAACGCUCUUGGACCCACCAUCUCCCUGCAUGAUGGAUUCAUUUCAAAAUGGCGCCGAAUCCAUGGCCGAUUCAUACAAUGUUCAAUCACAGAUCUUUGAUCCAUCUGUGGCAGCCAACCUGGAUCUCUCUACGUACGCAGAUAGCAUGGCCAUGGAUUUGUCUAACUUACCAGCCGCUGGCUUUGAAGGACUUGGGCCUGAUAUCACACCGACUCUAGUCAAGGAGCCGUCUAGUCUUUCCGAAAGCACCACGCCCAAUCCCACCAUUGGUGCAGGACCUUUACCAACGGGGUUUGCCCAGAAUUCUCAAUCAGUAGGCACGAGCAGUACACUUACCGAAUUCACCAAACGGCGCAAUUGGUCUCAGAGGGUACUGGACGAACUCAAAGACCUAUUAUAUAUAUUGACCGCCGAUGGCCGAGUCCUUUACAUGUCGCCUUCCUCCAAGACAUUAAUCGGCUACGAAGCGAACGACAUCUUGGGAAGCCCAAUUUCUGAUUAUUUACAUCCAGAUGACUCUUCGCUAUUCAUCCGAGAGUUCAAUGAAAGCAUCGCAACGGGCAAUCCUCUUCGGUUCUUUCACCGCCUCCGGACCUCUGAAGAGAAGUAUCGAAUCUUCGAAUGUCAUGGCCAUCCACACCUGACUUCUGACGUUCAGCGUGUGGAACAAGGACUUCCGGUUCCUCCGGCACCAUUCUGUCGCGGAUUUUUCAUGAUGGCACGACCUUAUCCUACCAAGAAUUCGGAACUGUUGGACUCGUUUCUCGAACAUAAGCUGGAAAAUGUAAGACUUCAAGCUCGCAUCGCCGCGUUGAAGCGUGAGGAGGAGGAAGAUGCCGAAAUUCAGCAAGAAGCCUUCCAUAAGCAAGCUGGGGCCAACGGUCACCGAACGCCCUCGGGUUCUGCUGAGAUCACGGCAAGAUCCCCAUCGGCUGGAGGCAAAAGCGAAAAUGUCGAUUACAACGCCAUGCCCCCUCCUGCCAAGCCAACAAGUUCUAAUGUAGCCCUCACCCGCGAGGCACUUGACGAAGCAAAUGCUCACGCUCGACCUGACAGCAUUCGCGACAAGAUGGCUCGUUAUGAGGGGUCAUCUCAUGUCGAUUCGAUCGAAAUGUUCACAGGACUACGAUACAGAGAGGGCGAGAGAUCUCACGGCAUAUCCACAGGGGGUACUUCGCCUGCAUUGAUUCGUGGAGAUGCAGGAAUUCAUAUUCCAAUCGACAAAGCCGACGCAAGAUUUGGUGGCUCGACGUAUUCAGACAAGAAGCCUAAGAAAGUGAAGAGCGCCGAUGAAUUUGUUUGCACAGACUGUGGCACUCUCGACAGUCCAGAAUGGCGAAAAGGUCCCAAUGGUCCCAAAACACUCUGCAAUGCUUGCGGGUUGAGAUGGGCCAAGAAAGAGAAGAAGCGUGGCGGAUCAGGGACAGAUCUUAAUGACAUGAACAGUGGCGGUGCCAGUUGAUGAGACUUGACUUCGACAAGAGGCAUGGCAGGUAUAUGAGGAAAUCCGCCAAUCAUAUCAGAAAUCGAAUUGAUCAAGACGAUACUGGACACCAUUCAUCAUUCAGUCUUGACGAUCGUGUACCAACAGUGAGACAAGCCUUGACGAACCUCGGUCGCAAAACUUGCAUUUGCAGCAUUCACGACUUGAUUUGGUGACUUGGUCCACUCAACACGAGAGGUGGAUCAUAUCUCGGCAAUAUUUUGGAUAUCGGAAACCACAGCUUUGAUAGCCAGCGGCCAACUCUUGCCUCAGCUCACGAGGCUGUGGCCGGAGCGGUGAUGGAAACCUGACCUUUGCAACAACAAGCUGCAAAUUCCAGCUCCAAGUUCUGGGGCCUUGCCGGGUACUACUGAGCUACCCAUUUGUCAAGACACAUGAGUCAUUGCAACAGCAAGCCUCGUGCCACGACAUGCUGGCGCCUACAUUGACUUCGACAAAGCAUCUUCAACUCGUCACCACUCAAAUCCCGUUUCACUCUCCUCGUCCAGACGAAGGACACAUACUAUUGAGUGAACUCUCUCAAUUUGCGAUUCACCUGCUCCCGACCUCACAAUAUACUCACAUUUUUGAUGACAUACAUAUAUACUCACCCACAGAUGGGCCCAUGUUGCACGUACCCGGGGAGGUACACGAUUGUAUAAAGUCUUGUAGAGAUAGAAAAGGAGGCUUUUUGACGUGGACACGAAUACGAAUAUGGACAUGGGCAUGGGCAUGGGCAUGGGCAUGGGCAUGGAUACGAAACACGAACGCGAAUUCGAAUUAAUGGCAUGAGCAUAGGCGCGGGCGCCAAAUACACGGUAGCUAUCCAAUCUACAUAAGGAGUUACGUAGGGG
Exophiala mesophila is the source of this 2623-nucleotide messenger RNA. RefSeq lists its product as uncharacterized. Gene Ontology annotation, biological process: regulation of DNA-templated transcription. Gene Ontology annotation, molecular function: sequence-specific DNA binding; zinc ion binding; protein binding. The record is from RefSeq and is a predicted model, not a curated record. The transcript has a single exon. The coding region runs from base 315 to 1748 and encodes 477 amino acids. Lineage: Eukaryota; Fungi; Ascomycota; Eurotiomycetes; Chaetothyriales; Herpotrichiellaceae.